Echinops telfairi (small Madagascar hedgehog) is the source of this 905-nucleotide messenger RNA. RefSeq names its product CD7 molecule (gene CD7). Bases 1 to 603 code for a protein of 200 amino acids. The record is from RefSeq and is a predicted model, not a curated record. Gene Ontology annotation, biological process: adaptive immune response. The transcript is spliced from 4 exons. Gene Ontology annotation, cellular component: membrane. Gene Ontology annotation, molecular function: signaling receptor activity. NCBI's taxonomy places the organism in Eukaryota, Metazoa, Chordata, Mammalia, Afrosoricida, Tenrecidae.
AUGCCAGGGACCGUGGUCACUGAGGUGGUAGUGACAUGCCAGUUCCUCCCCCCAGACUUGCGGCAGUCCCCCCGCUACACGUCUGUCCCAGAAGGUGGCUCUGUCAACAUCACCUGCUCCAGCAACAGCUCUCUACUGUAUGGUGUCUACCUGGCCCGAGAGUGGCCCAUGGCCAGCAAGGGCUACGUGAUCUACUACAGCAGCGUGAAGACACCCACGGUGGACAAGGCCUUUGAGACCCGCGUCGGCUUCUCCGGCUCACAGCAGAACCUGACCGUCACCUUGAGCAGCCUGCAGCCCGCCGAUACCGGCCUCUACACCUGCCAGGACGCUGGAGACAGCCAGGUCUCGGGCCACGGAACCCUGGUCCUGGUAUCAGAAAAACUGUCAAGGGGUGAGAACCAGGCGGCGCCCUUUGGUCUCUCCGUGGCCCUCGCUGUGGGCUGCUUCCUCGCUGGGCUUGGCCUGGGGGUGGUGUGUGCACUGAGGACACAGAUCAAGCAGCUCUGCUCAGGGAAGUCCCGGAGUGCAGCCACCGUGGUAUACGAGGACAUGUCCUGCAGCCAGCGCCCCACCCUGUCCAGGCCCAACCCCUACCAGUGAGUGAGUCCAGCUGCAGGGUGCAGCCAUGCAGACCUGAUCGAAUCGCUCUAGCCACAAGGGGCCUGGACACUCCAGGGGCGGGCAUCUCAAUGAUAACACCUCCUUUGCCCUGUGCCACCUGCGCCAGAAGGCAGCUUCUCCUGGCUCACGAAGCUGUCCUCUCUUGCCUUCCUCUACCCCCACCUCCACCUUGGUCAAACAUGGGCUCCUGCCCCUAUGGUCUGGGCAAGGCUGAAAGCACUUGUUCUCCUGUCAGCAAACCCCACCCCACAGCAGGUGGGCUCCAACCCUCAUGCAGCCAG